AUGGCCGCCUCCACCAUGUCCGUCUGCUCCAGCAACCUGAGCUACGGCAGCCGCGUCUGCCAGCCCAGUUCCUGCAAUUCUGGCCCCGACCCCUCCUGGCAGGUGGACGACUGCCCAGAGAGCUGCUGCGAGCCCCCCUGCUGCGCCCCCAGCUGCUGCCAGCCCAGUUGCUGCGCCCCGGCCCCCUGCCUCACCCUCGUCUGCUCCCCACUCGGCUGUGCCUCCAGCCCCUGCUGCCAGCAGUCUGGCUGCCAGCCUGACUGCUGCAGCUGCUCCCCCUGCCAGCCGUCCUGCUGCGUGCCCCUCUGCUGCCAGCCCCUGUGCUGCAAGCCCGUGUGCUGUGUGCCCGUCUGCUCUGGGCCUUCCUCCUCCUGCUGCCAGCAGUCUAGCUGUGAGCCCUCUUGCUGCUCAUCCUCCCCCUGCCAGCCGUCCUGCUGCGUGCCCCUCUGCUGCAAGCCCGUGUGCUGUGUGCCCGUCUGCUCUGGAGCCUCCUCCUGCUGCCAGCAGUCUAGCUGCCAGUCCGAUGGCUGCAGCUGCUCCCCCUGCCAGCAGUCUAGCUGUGAGCCCUCCUGCUGCAGCUGCUCCCCCUGCCAGCCGUCCUGCUGCGUGCCCGUCUGCUGCAAGCCCGUGUGCUGCUACAGGCCCUGCCCCUGCGUGUCCCUGCUCUGCCGCCCCGUGUGCAGGCCUGCCUGCUGUGUGCCCAGCUCCUGCUCUGCCUCCUGCUGCCAGCCCAGCUGCUGCCGUGCGGCCUCCUGUGUGUCCCUGCUCUGCCGCCCCGCCUGCUCCCGCCCGGUCUGCUGCCGUGUCUCCUUGGGACAGAAGUCCUGCUGCUGA
Sciurus carolinensis (gray squirrel) is the source of this 834-nucleotide messenger RNA. Its product is annotated as keratin-associated protein 10-12-like. Lineage: Eukaryota; Metazoa; Chordata; Mammalia; Rodentia; Sciuridae. Gene Ontology annotation, cellular component: keratin filament. The transcript has a single exon. The record is from RefSeq and is a predicted model, not a curated record. The coding region runs from base 1 to 834 and encodes 277 amino acids.